This is a messenger RNA of Lolium perenne, 1055 nucleotides long. The record is from RefSeq and is a predicted model, not a curated record. NCBI's taxonomy places the organism in Eukaryota, Viridiplantae, Streptophyta, Magnoliopsida, Poales, Poaceae.
CUGUACUUAUCUGUGUUGCGUCAGGAGCAUGAUCUUCAGCAGGGUGACUCCACUGUUGAUGAGUUUUACACCCAGAGUGCGGCGAUCUGGCGCCAGCUUGACUCCCUUCACAGUGUUGUCUGUGGUACUUGUCAGUGUUGCCGGACAGUACGUUCAGAUAUGGACUUCCAGAGGAUCCAUGAGUUCCUGUCUCGACUUCGCCCAGAGUUUGAGCCUCGUCGUGCUCAGUUGUUUGCUCGAGGCCGUGUUCCUAUCUCAGAGGUGCUGACUGAGCUUCGUGCUGAGGAGACUCGUCUGCGGGGUGCUGGCCUGCUUGGGACACCUUCUGUUCUUGCUGCUCGAGGUCCCCCUGCUCCUGCCCAGCCGCUUCUUCCUACACCAGUGCCUGCUGCUUCUGGAGGAGCCCGCUCUUCUCGCGGUGGGGGUCGCUCUCGCCCUCCUCGGUUCUGCACUCACCGUCGGAGGCCUGGUCACCUUGAGUCUGACUGCUACCAGAAGCAGCGGGGUGUGCCUCCUCGUGCUCCACCCUCAGUGCCUGUCACCACCGGCUUCACUGAGCAGGAUAUAGUGAGACUUCAGCGUCUCCUUGCCUCCUCCGGCUCUGCUUCGACGGGUACUGCUGCCUCCGCGGCUGUUUCCUCUCCACAGUCAGGACACUCACACUCGGGCCCUGGUUGGGGCUGGCCCUCGGUGCCGUGACUCCCAGGGACUUUGGGAACUUGACUGGCUUCAUGUUCCUUCUUCCCACACUUCAUCGACCGCUCCAUGCGUGCUUGCUGCUUCCACCACCGCCUCCUUUCAGCAGUGGCACCACCGUCUUGGUCAUCUAUGUGGUUCUCGCUUGUCAUCUUUACUUCGUCGAGGUCUUCUGGGGCCUGUCUCAGGAGAUGUCUCACUUCAGGGUUAUCAGGGUUGUAGGCUUGGUAAACAGAAUCAGUUACCUUAUCCUACUAGUGCGUCUGUAUCUCAGCGUCCGUUUGAUUUGGUCCAUUCUGAUGUAUGGGGUCCGGCUCCUUUUGCUUCCAAGGGGGGCCACCGCUACUAUGUUCUUUUUA